GAGAUUGUAAGAAAGCAGCAACAUCCCCUCCCAUAGUCUGUAAAUAAAUGAAAGCUGCCUCCUUCAAAUUCGGUCGCUUAAUGAGUGUAGCUAUUCCCUGGUUAGGGGAACACUAUGCCCAGUUCAAAAACAGGCUUCGUGCAUUUUAAAACAAAAGAGACGGGGAAAUUUUCGGGGGAAAAUACUCCGCUGUUUCUGCGGGUUCAGCAUAUGACUUAUGCCCGCGGGCAGGGAGUGUUUGCACAGGCUGCGUAUGUGCGCAUUGGAGGCGGGCCGGGCCGGGAAGUGAUCAAGACAAGCUGGGGGUUUGGUUUCAAGUUGGGUGAUUUUAUGAGAUAGAAAUUGCAGACAAAAGGUGUUUGGUUUUUUUUUUUUUUUGAAUGUUGUACUUAUCUACCCGUGCAGCGGCCGGACUUCGAGUUUUCCUCCGCAGUUUCGUGUGACCGGAUUGUCUACGAGAGAGAGAGAGAGUGAGAGACAGAGCAAAAGUGUUGCGAAGACUUUUCCCUGAAGCCUCCGAAGAAAGAAAAUCUAACCGGAAACUUAAAAGAGUAAUUUUAACGCUUUUGUUUUGGCGCGGGGCAGACGAGCGGAGAGGGAAAUUGCUGUUGGGUAUUUUCCACUCGGGAUUUUGUCUUUCUUUUUGCACCACGCAAGUUCUUAUUUAAAGAUCGAAACUUAUUGCCCUUCCCUUAAACAAAAAAACAAAAACAAAAAACCACUGUACGGCUGCAUGAGAAGGGACAGGCGCUUAAUUUAGAGCUGGCUGUUUUACACACCCUACCCGAGAUAAGCUUGAUGAAAUGCAGCAAAAACAAGGAAUGGCUCCUCCUCUCAGAACUUGGUUGUGACCACGAUUUCCAGCAGGCCCGGACCCCGUGGCAAAGUUUGGUUCUUCAGCAGAGAAAGCCCUGACUUCUUUGACGGUUGGUUGAAAGACCAUUUAGUUUAAGGAAUUGACGCUUAAAGCCCCUUUUAAUUACUCUCCUUUCGAAAGAAAACCCCAGACUAUUAAAAAGGAAAAUGAGGAAACUUUUGAAGUGCUGGACAUGCUUGCCUUUCAUCCUUUGCACUAUCCCAACUAAUCGUGGGUCAACUCAGAAUAUCUGUAAAAUCACAGAUAAAAUGGCAGACUGUAGUCAUUUAAAGCUUUCUCAAAUUCCCUCCAAUCUCCCAGCUGAUACAACAUCAUUGGAUAUUUCACACAACCAGCUGAGAACACUGCUGCCUAAAAACCUUACAAAGUACAAUCAGCUUGUUUAUUUAAAUGUGGGAUUCAAUUCCAUCUCUAAACUAGAGAUACACUUGUGCCUCAGUUUACCUUUGUUAGAGGUAUUGAGGCUGGAGCACAAUCAGUUGCGCACAUUACAUGAAGAAGUUUUUACUUCCUGUACCAAUCUGAGAGAGCUUAAUUUGGGAUUCAACAUUCUGAAUACAAAAAAUGAUCCUUUCAAAAAUCUGAAGAACUUGGUAUUCCUGGAUGUUUCUCAUAAUCACCUCAGUUCUACAAAAUUAGGGUCUCAGCAGCAAUUUGAGAAUCUACAAGAGCUUGUGAUGUCUCAAAACCAAAUUACAGAAUUAAAUAAAGAAGAUCUAUACUUUCUUGGUAACUCUUCAUUAAAAAGAUUGGACCUUUCAUCAAACCCCAUAAAAGAGUUUCAACCAGGCUGCUUCCAUGCUAUUAAAAACAUAUAUGGCCUUGAUCUGAACAACGUACCAUUGGGACCUGAUGGCACAGAGAAACUUUGUUUGGAAUUAACUGGUACAAAAAUACAAAACCUUUCAAUGAGCAAAGUGCAACUUUCACGGAUUUCCAAUUUGACCUUCAGUGGAAUGAGUAAAACAAACCUUAGCAUUUUAAACCUAUCAAAUAAUUAUUUGUCUGUUAUUGAAAAUGCCUCAUUCAUAUAUUUUUCAAAUUUAAAAGAACUAAAUCUAAUGAAUAACAAUAUUACAAAGCUGUUUUCUCAUUCUUUUUAUGGGCUUCACAAUCUGAACUAUCUGAACUUGGAAAAUUCACAUGUCAGAAUAAUUAAUUUGGCAUUCCAGUGGCUAGCUCACUUGAAUUACCUUAUUAUGGACGGUAAUAGAUUUCUAGAGAUUACUCCUCAUACAUUUACAGGUUUAGAAAAUUUGAAAAACCUGAGUUUAUGUCAGUGCAAUAUAAAUUUAAUAACAAAUAUGACAUUUGCUUCACUUGCAAAUUCUUCCCUGCAGUUUCUCAAUCUAACAAAAGCUGGAAUCAUUUACAUCAAGCCCAAAGCUUUUUCUUGGUUAAGGCAACUAAAAAUGCUUGAUUUAGGUUUAAAUAACAUUAAGCAAAAACUUACAGGUCAGGAAUUUCAAGGUCUCAGUAAUAUCGAGACUCUUUAUCUUUCAUAUAACUAUCAGUUGAAUUUGACAAGUGAAUCAUUCACUCUUAUUCCAAGCCUUCGAAAACUCAGAAUGAGAAAGGUACGUUGCAGUAAUCUUGCAAUCACCCCAUCACCAUUUCGUAAAUUAAAGAAUUUGACAAUCCUGGAUAUGGGUAACAACAAUAUUGCUAACAUAAAGGAUGAUAUAUUUGAUGGACUGCAUCAGCUUGAAAUUCUUGACCUGCAGCACAAUAAUCUGGCUCGACUUUGGAAACACACCAACCCAGAUGGUCCUGUUCUCUUUCUCAAAAAUCUUCACAACCUCCGUCUACUGGAUUUAGAAUCAAAUGGCUUUGAUGAGAUUCCCCACAAAGCUUUCUAUGGCUUAUCUUUAUUGAGAAGCUUGAAUUUAGAUUCCAAUCUCUUAAAUCUGCUUCCCAAGUUUGUUUUUGAUGAUCUGACAUCUCUGAGUUUUCUCUCCCUCCAGAAGAAUAUGAUCACAGCUAUUGAUGAAAACGUGUUUGGUGCUGUUUUCAAACAUCUAAAAGUAUUAAAUAUGGCUUCAAAUCCAUUUGACUGUACUUGUGACAGUAUAGCUUGGUUUGUUAAUUGGCUCAAAAGCAACAAAACAUAUAUAUCAAAUUUAAACAAUUAUCAAUGCAACACUCCACCCAAAUAUCACUCUAAUUCAGUAGCACAAUUUGAUACUUCUAUAUGUGAUAAUGCCCCCUUUAAGCUGGUAUUCAUUUUGUGUAGUACUAUUGUAUUAUUGCUCAUCUUUAUAGUUCUGCUUGUUCACUUUGAAGGAUGGAGAAUUAAAUUUAUGUAUACUGUGGCUGUAAACAGAGUAUUGGGCAUCAAAGAAAUAGACAGACAAGAACAGCAAUUUGAAUAUGAUGCCUACAUCAUUCAUGCCAAGAAGGACAUGAACUGGGUAUCUAAGAACUUUAUUACCCUUGAAGAAAAAAAUCAACCAGCCAUUCGAUUCUGUUUAGAAGAACGAGAUUUUGAAGCUGGAAUAUCUGAAUUUGAAGCCAUUAUCAAUAGCAUACAGAGAAGUAGAAAGAUCAUAUUUAUUGUAACUAAACAUCUCUUAAACGAUCCCUGGUGUAAAAGGUUCAAAGUGUAUCAUGCUAUACAGCAAGCCAUUGAACAAAGUCGGGAUUCUAUUAUACUAAUUUUUCGACAUGAUAUUCCUGAUUACAAGUUAAAGAAUGCACUUUGUUUACGAAGAGCAAUGUUCAAAUCUCAUUGUAUCUUGGAGUGGCCUGUGCAGAAAGAACGUCUGGAUGCAUUUUACCAACAACUGAAAUCAGCGCUUCAGUCCAAUAGAGAGUGUUGUAUCCAAACAUACGAAAUGAAUGAGUGGCAUUCAGGAGCAUCAAAUGUUUGCUAUAAAAGACAAUGAAAGUAUUUUAGAGGUGAGACCAAAAAGUAGGCUCCGUACUGAAUAAAAAUGUAAGUUGAUUUUAAAUCCAGAACUAAUCUCUCCUCUUCCGUGUGGUCCAUGUUAAAGAUUGUCCACAAUCGGCUUUUACUGCUUAUUCACAGCUGCCUCACUCCUCUGUCUUCAGUGUAUGCCAGCCUUUGCCUUAGCCACAUAGUCUGACCUGGGUACCAUCCUGCCCACUGGUCUUCACAUGAUCUUCCUCUUCCUAUUCUCUAGCCACAGUGGGAAGCUGCCAACUUGCCCUUUUCUGACUGCUCAAAACCAGCUGGUCUAUACACAGUUCACACAUAGAACAAUUUGCACAUUCCCAAUACUUCAGUCUCUCCACUUUCUUACCCAGAAAUAGGAGCCACAAAGUAAGUUAAGCCUUUGUUGAUGCUGCAUAAUCUUACUGGAAAAAAAGAAAUGUAAAAAGAGUACAAUUCCAAUACCUUACGCACUAGAAAAGAGAGCUUGGUGAAAAUACAACUGAUACAGCAGUGUCUAGGGCUAACUAGUUUAAGUAAAAGAUGAUAAUACUUGCUAGUAGGAAAGAAGAAAAUGUUCCUUGCCUGAAUUGUUCCAUCUUCUUUUGAGUAGCCAGAGCUGGAAAAAACCAUAUAUUUUAGGUAUUUUGGUCAUUAAAAUGGGUCUGUUUUGUUCCAGAUAUGGGUUGUUUCUGCUGAGGCAAAUAAGUGGGGGAAAAGGUAGCAGGUUUUCCAACUUAUGCCAAAUCUGAAUUCUUUUUUUAAAGUUAAAGAUUUGUAUUAAAUUAAUAACAUGGGGUAACGUCAGUAUACUUGGGUGAUUGUUUAUAAAAUUAUAUACUGAGAGUAAUGGCAAACUAAUACUAAGUUAUUGCUCAGCAACAAGUUGUAGAACUUGAAUGGUGAUAAUGAUAAUGAUAAUCAAGGGCAUUAAGUUAAAACUGGUUUAAAGUAUUUGCUUUGAAGAGUUACUAUAUGAUAAGAUUUUAAUUAAUCAUUUAGUGCCUAUAUUUUUAGAAAAAAAUAAUAAUAGAGUGCGGUAUAGUGAAAUAUAUAUUAAAAACCAGUACUUUGCAUAUCCUAGUAAGUUAUUUCAAACUUACUAUUUACAGAUAGUCAACUGAAUGUACAUUAGCCAUAUCUGUGAUUUAAAAAUAUGUUUACUUGUGUCCUUCCUUGAGACAUAUGCGAUGGGAUCUAACGGGAUGUGUGACCUGACUACACCUCUUAUGGAUAGAUUGCUCUCUACAAGACAUAUGAUUCCAAUUAAUUUAUCACUGUAUUUGAAUUUAUGUUCUCAGAUGUAACUGGUGACCCAAACUGGUCCUUCUAUGAACACAGGAUUCUUUUCAUUCAUGAGAUGAGCUAGGAUCCAUAACUGUUACAUG
Messenger RNA from Pseudonaja textilis, 5158 nucleotides. The record is from RefSeq and is a predicted model, not a curated record. NCBI's taxonomy places the organism in Eukaryota, Metazoa, Chordata, Lepidosauria, Squamata, Elapidae.